CGAGGAACGUCGUCUUUGACGGUCAGAUGCAGUCGCGCAGCAAAAUUAGUCGUCAAUCCGCAUUGCAUAAAAGACAACGUCUUGUGGAAUUUUAACUUAUUUCAAUAAGAGUAGCGGUUGACAAAUUUCAUCAAUCUUUACGAAAAUCGCUCCAACAUUUCCCGUGUUUUAUCAAAAUUAGUGAAUAACAAAGGGUCAAUAAUUACUGAAAGUGUUACACACAUGGUGAAAACUAUUAUGACGUCACAGGCUUCGAGAUUAUUUAAAUUUUUGUUCAAGUUUCUCGUAAUUACGUUAGUAAAGUGUUAGUAAGGUGAUAUGUUAAGUCGAUUUGGUGAAGUUGAACCGUUACUUUGAUCAAGACUCAGCAUUAUUUCAAAAAAUUUUAACCAAGUUAUGCGAAAUUCGUUACGGUUUUGAAUCAGUGUUGAGUUUGGAUUCUUUUAGAAUAACUCGGUGAUCUCAAAUCACAUGAAAUUGCCUACAGCCAUUUAACGUCUUCAGAAAUUAUUUGCAGACACGCAUAAUUGCAGCCUGCAAUCAAGGCUUCAAUGAAUUUAUCCAAAGUCACAAGUAUUCAUGAUCUAUGGUUGCAAUUCCAGUAAAGUCUUUCGAAAUAUUCUUUAUGAUACCUACGUCAGUGUUGAAACGCGUUGUUGUAUCCUUUGUCUCCGGAAGCUAGCUAUGUGGUCACAAGGAACUGAUAAGAACACGCAAAGUCUACGGGACAGUAAAACUCUUCUUAACGGAUAUCUCCCAACAAUGAAUUCCUUAACAUUGUAAAGUGUCAAUAUUGUUCUAAAUACCGGACAUUCCUCGAUAACGGACAAUAAUUUUAGUCCCGAAGAUACCCGAUAUUGGGAAGUUUAACAUGAAAACUUUUAACAUUAUCUCAAAUUUCUACAGAAUUAACCGCAGGAGUUGGUCUGAUGCAUGACGUCUAGCUCCAGACGGUCUUUCCAUGACCGUAUAACAAGACGGGAGAAUAAAGUAUAACGUUAAAAAUACGUCAGCGUAUUUUAAACGGGAAAAUUCCGUCACGCGAUUGCAAAUAAAUAGCAUAGCAGUUACAACGGUGUAUUUUCCAUGACCUUUUCCGAGGAACUUUUCAAUAAAAAUGCAUUAGAACUUUGCAAUAACUCGUUUGUUUUUUUCCAAAUUCGUUACCGGAAUGGAAUGGCGAGAUAUUCCAUUUCAAUACUGACGUACUAACUUCUACGUCGGAUUGCAACUUGAAAGUUGAAUAAUGAGGCAAAUCCGUUCGAGUUAAUUACAAGCUGGCUGAAUACUCAGUUGUUAAACUUCCGCAAACCUCCAUAUAAAUAUCAUCCAACAAUCUUUGAACGAUCAGAACAAUCGUAACCAGUGAGAUAGAAUUAGCACCACGUUUUCAGUCCAAGCAUUUUCAACUGUUUGUAGGAAGCAUUUCCGUAUCAGAGGUGGAAAAAAUAUUUUCCAUUUCUUUUUUUGCAAAAUACAUCUUGUCUCUGAUUUGCUAUAGGGUGUGUAAUUAUUCAUGUGUCUGCUAGGGUGGUUACGGUUCAUUCCUUAACGAGAAACGCAGUUUUAUUCAUCGUUUGAACUGCAGGAUUCGUUGAGAUAAUCCGUUUCGUCUGCUUCUAGUGAAACACAGUGAUCGAUUUGUAAUUCCGAAGUGAACAAUUGCAGUAGACUGGACUAAGUCCGUUUGCUUGGUUCUCGUUAACGAGUAUCAGUCACUGGGUCAUUUGUAUACUGGAUUAAAUGCAACGGACCAGUGAUACCCUCGAUCCCGAUAUCUCAAGUGAACGUUGAAAAUAUUACUCAUGACACAUAAAAUCUUUCUGAGUUACGCGAGGAGUUCACGAGACGGUUCGAAGCUGUCAAAACAACCGAUUUGUUAAAGAGGCUUAAAUUGUUCAUCCGCAGUGCCUUUAACGUUCCGUAAAUAAUUGUUAACUAAUAACAUCAGUGUAAUUUAGUGAGUAAUUCAAGUCAAAAUGUAUUCGUUAAAUUUCCUACUGCUGAUCCUUGCACUUGUCGUACGUUUUGACCAAGGUGUUACUGAAACAAGUUGCAUCGCGAGUGCAGGCGAGCCUCACCUUUUAUUUUACUCUAUUUUUACCAACGCGUCUGAAGUCGACUUCGACGUUCCUUCAACGCUUCCUGUCAAUGCCUCGUUGGAUACGGUUUUCAUUAUACACGGAUUCUUGAGCCACGCGACGAAGGACUGGGUAAAUGACACUGUGUCAGCUCUUUUGCGAAACCAACCGAGGAAUAUCUUCGUGGUCGAUUGGAGAAUCGGAGCUUGUACUGAGAGCAGUAAAUAUCUGAUAUUGAAGACAUAUGGCGCGGCAGCUGAAAACACUAAAGAAGUCGGUCAAUCCGUAUCCAGAUACAUCGAAAAGCUCGUCGACAAUUAUUCCAUUCUGCCGAAAGAUGUGUGGAUCAUAGGACACAGUUUGGGUGCCCAUGUCGCUGGAUUUGCAGGCAAAGAUCUCCAGUUACGCAGGCGAUGGAAACUAGGACGCAUUACGGGACUCGAUCCUGCUGGACCCAAAUUCAGAGAAGUAGCCCCUGCCGAUCGUCUGGAUAAAAUGGACGCUGCGUUCGUUGAAGUGACGCAUACAUCUUCGUUGCUUGGUCUUCAGGAACCCGUCGGGCAUGUCGAUAUUUAUUUUAAUGGUGGUGAAUUCCAGCACAGCUGUUUACUCAGGACACCUGGCUGCUCGCACGCGAGAGCUAUCGACUUUUAUAUCGAAGCCAUUAGAAAUUCGAAUUGUAAUUUCAUAGGAAGGGCAUGGUCAAAGGAUAAUGGGUAUAAAAAUAUGACGAAGUCGGGACGCAGUGAAGAUUUAAUGACAGUGGUCGGACCCAUGGCCGAGAAAUAUUCUGCACAGGGGACAUUCUACAUUGAAACUAAUAACGAAUCUCCCUACUGCACUGGGAAAUCGCCAACUUCUGAUGUUGCGGUAAUACCUGCCGAUAACAGUCCUCUGGAUGAAAAUUUAUUCGAUAGUCCAUUUUUUUGAAGCAAAAGAUAAUUUUAAUGUAACUGUCUAAAAGUGAGCCGAGAGCCCUAUAACACUAUAAAAUAAAAUUCCAUUAUACACACACAA
Molecule: messenger RNA, 3098 nt
Organism: Neodiprion virginianus
Lineage: Eukaryota; Metazoa; Arthropoda; Insecta; Hymenoptera; Diprionidae
Product: phospholipase A1-like
Exons: 9
Coding region: 1980-3011 (343 amino acids)
Biological process (GO): lipid metabolic process
Molecular function (GO): lipase activity
Source: RefSeq, a predicted model, not a curated record